Messenger RNA from Pollicipes pollicipes, 1041 nucleotides. Its product is annotated as MICOS complex subunit Mic60. Gene Ontology annotation, biological process: cristae formation. Gene Ontology annotation, cellular component: MICOS complex. The transcript is spliced from 9 exons. Lineage: Eukaryota; Metazoa; Arthropoda; Thecostraca; Pollicipedomorpha; Pollicipedidae. The record is from RefSeq and is a predicted model, not a curated record. Bases 1 to 1041 code for a protein of 346 amino acids.
AUGACGCUGGUCGGCUCGCGCUCAGCCCCGCUGCCCGGACAGCUCGCCGCCAGGUCACAGGCCACGGGCCCGCCAAAAAAGGGUGGCGUAUCGCCGGUGGCAGUCGGCGCGGCAGCCGUGACCCUCACGCUGGGCGGUACGCUAGCCUACGCCUGGCUGGACCCCACGUUCCGGGACACGCUGGAGGCGUCCGUGCCGUACGCGGACGUACCGCUCGGCCUCGUCCUGGGCGAGAGGAUGCCACAGCCGCCGCCGCCGCCGAUGCCGGAGGUGCCCUCCAAAAUUCGGCCGAAAAAGCCAGCUCCAGUAUCUGAAUCAAAGAAACAAAAAGCCGAGGAUAACGCCUCGAAGUCUGACGCAAAAGUGGAUGAGGCGAGCCGAGCUGCCGAGCGGGCUCGCAGCGUCGAGACGGACCACGCCGUGGAGAACCUGGCGCUGGAGCAGCUGCUCAAGGAGCUGAGUCAGCAGGCGCAGAUGGCGCUGGACGUGGCCGUCGACGCCCAGCAGCGCCACGUGGAGCGGGUGUUCCGCAGCCUGGACGACGCCACCGAGGCCGACUGGACCGAGGUCAAGAGCUCGGCGGACAUCAAGACGCAGAUGUGCGAGAAGGCCGAAGAGCUGGCCCGGAAUGCCAGCGGCGUUUCCCCGAGUUGGCUGACGUUCUACGACAGGGAGUACCUGGACAAGCUGUCAACAGUCAUCGAGGAUUCGCGCCAGAACAAGGUGACGGCCACCAACGAGAAGCUGACGCCUAUACAGGAGGCGCUCGCCAACGCCUACUACCGCCUGGAGACCGCUAAAAACAAGGUGGCGGCGGCGCUGAGCGAGGCUCGUGUCAUGGACGAGUUCCGUCAGUUGGUAGACGAGUCGCGCACCAAGUUCCAGCAGGAAAUGUCGAGUAUCGUGCCGGGCGUCGUGCUCGGCGAGAAGAACAGCAAGCUCUCGGAGGAGGAGCUGAACGUGCUGCUCGUGCACGCCUACCGCAAGGUGCUCUACCUGCAGAAGGAGCUGGCCAGGAUGCUGCUCCACCGCGCCUCGUGA